AUGGCGGCACGGAGCUUUCCUCGCAUCUCUCAGGUUCGGGCUUACGUGUCCGAGAGUGACGACAAGCAGCAUGUGCAAGGCGCAGACUGCCACGAUGUUGCUGACAAGCAUUGGAUAAACGGCAAUCUGCCUUUGGAUGAUGAGUUGCUGCCCAUCGCGAAUCCAAUGUCUGUCCAUCCGCCCUACAAGCGCCACCGCAAAUCUUGGGGUAUCAAUGCCAUGGGCAGCAUGGUUGUGGAGGUGGAAGCCGAAGAUGGCACCACCGGAGUCGGCGUGACGAUUGGUGGUGAAGCGGGAUGCUACAUCGUCGAGCACCAUCUCAGCCGCUUCGUUGAGGGCCAGGACCCGCGAAACGUUGAGCUCAUGUGGGACCAGAUGUUCCGUGCUACGGUCAACUACGGCCGCAAAGGCCUGCCUUUGCAAGCGAUCUCGGCUGUCGAUCUAGCUCUCUGGGAUCUUCUGGGAAAGCUUCGCCAUGAGCCGGUCUACAUGCUCUUAGGCGGGGCUACGAAGCCCUUCCUUCCCAUGUACACCACAACUUCGCGACCAGAUGUUGGGAAGCAGCUCGGCUUCGUCGGCUGCAAAGUCCCAUGCCCCUUCGGACCGGCUGAUGGGCACGAAGGCUUCGCGAAGAAUGUCAAGUACCUCAAGAAGUGCCGGCAGGAUGUUGGCGAGGGGUUCCCGCUCAUGCUGGACUGCUACAUGGCGCUGUCAGUGCCCUACAGCAUCUCGCUCGCGCGGCGAAUCUCAGAACCGGAUCUGCAUUUCACUUGGAUGGAGGAGUUCCUUCCGCCAGACUGCUAUGACGGCUACGAGGAUGUCAUGAAGGCAGUUGGAAACUUGGGCCUGAUGUUGACAACAGGUGAACAUGAGUAUACCCGCUGGGGUUUCAAGCAGCUGAUUGACAGCUUCGUGGCCAAGCCCAUAGAGCCAAAAGACACUGCCGACGUGGCCGACAAUGCGGAGACACUGGCAGCCUCGCGGGAAGCUCCGCAGGAAGCCUGCACCCGUUUGAAAUGCAGUCCCAAGGACGUACUAGGUGUUGGUGCUUCCUGCGUUGUCGUUGGAGUCCAGCUGGGUGGAGCCAACGCUGAGCAGAGCCUUGCCGCGAAGUUUCUCGUCAGCGGAGCUGACACUUCGACACGGUGCCACGAAGUGCAGAUGCUGCUUGCUGCCGAGUGCCCGCACAUUUUGAGAUGUCAUGGUCUUUUUGAGGCAGACCUGGACCAAUCUCCCAAGAUGCGUGGCACUUUUGGGGCCAUCAUGGCCUCGCACAAGAAGAAGGCGAAGGUGGAGAGCAUGAAGACGUUCGUGUUUCUGCUGACAGACAGAUGUGACUGCAGCCUCUACAGCCUUGCGCAAGCGACCUCUUUCAAGGAAUCCGAAGCCAGCUUUGCUAUCCAUUCGGCUCUCCGUGGUCUUGAGCACCUGCACGCUCUCGGAAUGGUGCACCGGGACGUGAAGGAUGCCAACAUCAUGGUGCAAGAUGCAGGACGCCGAGUGGUGUUGGCGGAUUUCGACUUGGCAGCCUACCUCCCAAAAGGUGCAGAGACAACCAAAUGGACAUGUGGAACGCCUGGAUUUCUCGCUCCAGAAGUCUACAGCAAAGCAGAAGCUGGAGCGAAGGCCGAUAUCUUCUCCUUGGGUGUCGUGCUCUACUACCUCUUGACGCAGAGUCAUGCUUUCCUUCGAGACUCGCCGCUUGAAACCGAGAUCGCCACCAAGAGCAGCAGGCUGCCAGUUGACGCCGACCUGCUACGUGUCUUCCGCAGCGAGGACGCAUGCGGCCUGGUGUUCUGGCUGCUUGAGCCCUUGGUGGAAAACCGUGCUUCCGCUUCGGAAGCAUUAGAAAGCGAGUGGUUCUUCUUUCAAGACUCGGGUGGUCUUUCCCGGAUUAUGCAGCAGAAGCUCCCGAAGAAUUCGUUGCUUCAGCGGUCAGACCCGAACUCUUCAACACGCGAGUCGUCCUCUAUGGUGGUGUCCAAGCGGACAUCCUUGCCAGUUCCCGGUGCCAAGCACAAGAAGGUGAAGAAAGCAUUCCUGGAUCCGUCAGUGUCGCCGGAGCACAGAAGGCCGCCCACAUUCUUCAACCUGACAUCACCUGGCUGGGUGGAAUCACCGAGGAGGACCAUGCCAAAACAGGCUAUAACCACGCGGAUAAAGUCGCACACGCGGCUGACAGAUCAGUACCCAUGGGUGGAGGUGGUCCUUAGACUACUCGGCGCGUGUGGAACAACUAUUCUGUUCGGCAUCCGCCUGGUCAUCGCCGAGUUCCUGUUCGGCAUCAUGGCCUGGGCACCAGUGAGAGCCGCUGGGGCGCUGCUGGCGGCGGUGCCCUUGGUCUACACGGGACGGAGCAAUUUUCAAAACCUCAUCAGCUGCAAAAGCACGGCAGAGGCCCUGGUGGAGUUCUCUAAACUUCUGGGCAUGAGUGGGCCUUUCAUCUGGUUCGCGCUUCGUUGUCUCGACUGGGAGCUCGGGGUGCGAGCAAUGGUUGGUGCCCUUUCCUUCAACCUCCUAGUGCUGCUGGUGAGAUUGGCUCUGAGCCAGAAAAACAGCAAAACACCAGAGAAGGAGGAGAAGAAGAAAUCUUCCAAGAAAUCGUGA
Molecule: messenger RNA, 2607 nt
Organism: Symbiodinium sp. CCMP2456
Lineage: Eukaryota; Dinophyceae; Suessiales; Symbiodiniaceae
Source: the annotation of a GenBank genome assembly